This is a messenger RNA of Oryctolagus cuniculus (rabbit), 3736 nucleotides long. RefSeq names its product beta-secretase 1 (gene BACE1). Gene Ontology annotation, biological process: amyloid-beta metabolic process; membrane protein ectodomain proteolysis. Gene Ontology annotation, cellular component: plasma membrane; endosome; trans-Golgi network. NCBI's taxonomy places the organism in Eukaryota, Metazoa, Chordata, Mammalia, Lagomorpha, Leporidae. Gene Ontology annotation, molecular function: aspartic-type endopeptidase activity. The record is from RefSeq and is a predicted model, not a curated record.
UGCCAUGGGAAGACUACACUUCCCAGCGAUCCCAGGGAACAGCGAAAACCCUCUGGCUUUGACAGCCGCCGCCACAAGUCUUUCCGCCUCCCCAGCCUGCCUGGGAGCUGGGAGCUGGAUUAAGGUGGCCUGAGCAGCCGACGCAGCCGCAGGAGCCCGGAGCCCCUGCCCCUUGCCACGCCGCCCACCCCGCCUGAAGGAGCAGGAGCGCAGCGGCCACCAAGCUGCCAUGCCCACCCCUCCCAGCACCCGGAGAGGCCCGAGCCCGCUGCCGGGGCUGGCCGCCGCCAUCCAGAUGUAGCCUGGCUCUGGAUCCCCUUCUCUGGUGCUCUGCGGAUUUCUCCUGCCCGAUCUCGGUGCCCGGACCCGAGGACUGGUUGAGGGGCCUACAGGCUCUGGAGUCCUGAUGCCUCCAAGCCCCCUCUCCUGAGAAGCCACCAACACCACCCAGGCUUGGGGACAAGCAACAGGGACGGACGUGGGCCCACCAUGGCCCCAGCCCUGCCCUGGCUCUUGCUGUGGAUGGGCUCGGGCAUGCUGCCUGCCCAAGGCACCCAGCACGGCAUCCGGCUGCCCCUGCGCAGCGGCCUGGGGGGCGCCCCGCUGGGGCUGCGGCUGCCCCGGGAGACUGAGGAGGACCCAGAGGAACCGGGCCGCAGGGGUAACUUUGUGGAGAUGGUGGACAACCUGAGGGGCAAGUCGGGCCAGGGCUACUAUGUGGAGAUGACUGUGGGCAGCCCCCCGCAGACGCUCAACAUCCUGGUGGACACAGGCAGCAGCAACUUUGCAGUAGGGGCUGCCCCGCACCCUUUCCUGCAUCGCUACUACCAGAGGCAGCUGUCCAGCACAUACCGGGACCUCCGAAAGGGCGUGUAUGUGCCCUACACCCAGGGCAAGUGGGAGGGAGAACUGGGCACUGACCUGGUAAGCAUCCCUCAUGGCCCCAACGUCACCGUGCGUGCCAACAUCGCUGCCAUCACGGAAUCAGACAAGUUCUUCAUCAAUGGCUCCAACUGGGAGGGUAUCCUGGGGCUGGCCUACGCUGAGAUUGCCAGGCCUGACGACUCCCUGGAGCCCUUCUUCGACUCCCUGGUAAAGCAGACCCAUGUUCCCAACCUCUUCUCCUUGCAGCUCUGUGGCGCUGGCUUCCCCCUCAACCAGUCUGAGGUGCUGGCCUCAGUUGGAGGAAGCAUGAUCAUUGGGGGAAUCGACCACUCGCUGUACACGGGCAGCCUCUGGUACACUCCCAUCCGGCGGGAAUGGUAUUACGAGGUAAUCAUUGUGCGGGUGGAGAUCAAUGGACAAGAUCUGAAAAUGGACUGUAAGGAGUACAACUACGACAAAAGCAUCGUGGACAGUGGUACCACCAACCUUCGUUUGCCCAAGAAGGUGUUUGAAGCUGCAGUGAAGUCGAUCAAGGCAGCCUCCUCGACGGAGAAGUUUCCGGACGGUUUCUGGCUAGGGGAGCAGCUGGUGUGCUGGCAAGCAGGCACUACCCCUUGGAACAUUUUCCCAGUCAUCUCACUCUACCUCAUGGGUGAGGUCACCAAUCAGUCCUUCCGCAUCACCAUCCUUCCACAGCAAUACCUGCGGCCAGUGGAAGAUGUGGCCACGUCGCAAGAUGACUGCUACAAGUUCGCCAUCUCACAGUCAUCGACCGGCACUGUCAUGGGAGCUGUCAUCAUGGAGGGCUUCUAUGUUGUCUUUGAUCGGGCCCGAAAACGAAUUGGCUUUGCUGUCAGUGCUUGCCAUGUGCACGACGAGUUCAGGACAGCAGCAGUAGAAGGCCCUUUUGUCACCCCGGACAUGGAAGACUGUGGCUACAACAUUCCACAGACAGAUGAGUCAACUCUUAUGACCAUAGCCUAUGUCAUGGCUGCCAUCUGCGCCCUCUUCAUGCUGCCACUCUGCCUCAUGGUGUGUCAGUGGCGCUGCCUCCGCUGCCUGCGCCAUCAGCACGACGACUUUGCUGACGACAUCUCCCUGCUGAAGUGAUGAGCAGUAUGGGCGGAAGAGAGAUUCCCCUGGACCACAUCUGGGUGGUUCACUUUGGUCACAAGUAGGAGACACAGAUGGCAUCUGUGACCAGAGCACCUCAGGACCCUCAUCUGCCCACCAAAUGCCUCUGCCGUGACAGAAAAGAAGGAAAGCUGGCAAGGUGGGUUACAGGAUUGCACCUGUGGGAGACAGGAAAGGGAAGAAAGAAGCAUCCUGGUGGCGGGAAUACUCUUGGUCACCCCACAGUUGAGUUGGAAAAUUCUGCUGCUUGAAACUUCAGCCCUGAACCUUUGCCCACCACCUUUAGAUUUUCCAACCCACAGUAUUCUCCUUUGGCAGUUCCGGAAGUACUGGUAUCACACCCAGGUCACACCAGUGUGUCCCUACGGUACCCUGGCAGAGAAAGAGCCACGUUGAUUUUCCUGCUGGCAAAGUCAGCAGGACAGGAUGCAAAGUUUGCGAUUUGCUUUAGAGAUAGGGACUCUAUAAACAAGCCUAACAUUGAUGCAAAAACUGUCUCUUGAAUUAAACAAAAAAAUUAUUAGAUUGAAGAUGUGUACACUUGAGGGUGAUCUGAAAGAAGAGGAGAGGGAGUGCAGACAUGGAACAGCUUGGAUCAAAGCUAGAAAAGACAGAAACACAACCACAUGUCAGUCCCAGUUUUAGACCUCAUCUCCAAGACAGAAUCCCAUCUCGUAAGGUGGGUGUCGCUUUCCAGUGUUUUCUUUUCUGUGGUUGCAGUCUGACUAAAUGCAAGAAAGGAAAAGGGCUUAUCUGGCCAAAGAGCUCUUUUUGGCUCUCUUAAGAGAAAAGUGCCCACUAAGAAAUUCUGCUUAACAAAUGAAUUUCUACCUUAUUAAUCUCACUUGUCUUUGCCUGAACGCUUCAUUUCACAGACGACAGGUAGUGCUGAAAAAUCCCAAUCCCCUAGGUCUCAGGUGCCCUACCGGAGAGAAGUUGGAAUACAGCAGGGCUGGGCUCUGUCUUCCUGGUCACAAGUUCACUCCUUCCCCCAAAGCCCUAUUCCUUGGGAGCUUUGCAGCUAAGGUGCUAAAAGGCAGAGAUAGGAGACCUCUCCUACCUAACCCUUGAAAGUAAAAUCCUGGAGAUUCACCCAACAGGUAUAGAGUUGAUGCCCUAUACCUCUGCCUGAAUUUCUCCCUGUUCAGCUGUAAGUAUAAGGUCUUUACAGAAUACAGAGUGGUUUUGUUACUUUCUUGCCCUCUCUAAUGGUCCCUCCAUUUAUUUGGCUAUGGCUUCAUAUACUGGCUAGUAUUAUCCAAGAAUGUCAGCAAUGCAGGGUGUUCUGGCUCUAACAUCCUUGCCAUCAGCAUCAAGGCUGCAUGGAGAAAGGAUGGCAGCCCCUGGGCAUCCCCAUUUCCUUCACCAAAAGGGUUCCUUGAUGGAGGCCAUCCUUUCCCUCUAUGUUCUCUCUGCUCCCCACUCCUAGUAAUAUGGGGGUACCCAGGCUGGUUCUUGGGCUAGGUAGUGGGGACCAAGUUCCUUUCCUCCCCAUCAGUUCCAACAGACUAUGACACCAAUGUUCGUGGGAAGAACCGAAUUUUGCUGGUAUACCCACUGCAUCCUAUUCCUAUUUGGUCAUCACACUGCUUCCAGGUAUGGGACCUACAAAGUGUGGAAUCAUCAGAUGAGGGAGAGGGAAAUACAAGGAGGGCCUCUGGGGUUCCUGGCCUCAGCCACAAGCCAUAAACCAAUAAAACAAGAAUACUGAGUCACA